This is a messenger RNA of Nyctereutes procyonoides (raccoon dog), 1642 nucleotides long. RefSeq names its product carboxypeptidase O (gene CPO). Gene Ontology annotation, molecular function: metallocarboxypeptidase activity; zinc ion binding. The transcript is spliced from 10 exons. The coding region runs from base 1 to 1509 and encodes 502 amino acids. Lineage: Eukaryota; Metazoa; Chordata; Mammalia; Carnivora; Canidae. Gene Ontology annotation, biological process: proteolysis. The record is from RefSeq and is a predicted model, not a curated record.
AUGAGCCAUCAAGCCCUGCUCGGUCCACGCUACCCCUUUGAAGGAGCGCUAGUCUCAAAGAAAAUCAAAGAUAACAAACUGGCCACCACCCUCGUCACGGGCCUGUGCCGGAUGCAACUUGAUGUGACACGCAAGCUGGGGAGGCGGCCCACACCGUGGCCACUGCCACUGCCACCGCCACCGCCACUGGGCCUUGCAGGGCCCACUCCCUUCCCUUUGCCCCAGGACAGGACUGGCCUGGCCACCGGCCACCGUGUCCCGCUGGCUCCCUCCUUCCGUGUCCUCUGCAGCCUCAAAGCCCCACCUAAGGCCAGGCCAGGGAACCUGGAGCAGGUUUUCCAGGCUCGGCCCCUACUCACCCAGCAACAUGUCCUGGGUGAUCGUAGCCUCGAAGGAAAACAGGCGAGCGAGCCAGUGCUGGUCACAGCUUUGAGAACGUGGAUGGAAAAAUCCCUAGCACAACCCAGACAUGAGGUUGUGGAAGAGACAGGGAGCCCGUGGCAGAGCCUGGACACCUAUUCCUAUAUCAGAUAUCACCCUAUGGAGGAGAUCUAUCAGUGGAUGAUCCAGAUAAGUGAGAAGUACGCAGGAGUGGCGACACAGCAUUUCCUAGGCAUGACCUAUGAGACCCGGCCCAUGUAUUAUUUGAAGAUCAGCCAGCCAUCCGAUAACCCCAAGAAGAUCAUUUGGAUGGACUGUGGAAUUCAUGCCAGGGAAUGGAUUGCCCCAGCUUUUUGCCAAUGGUUUGUGAAAGAAAUUCUACAAAAUUAUAAAGACAACCCAAGGAUAGGAAGAUUCCUUAGAAACCUGGACUUCUACGUGCUUCCAGUUCUUAAUAUAGAUGGUUAUAUCUAUACUUGGACAACUGAUAGGCUUUGGAGGAAAUCCCGUUCAUCUCAUAAUAACGGCACAUGUUUUGGGACAGAUCUCAAUAGAAAUUUCAACGUUUCCUGGUGUAGUAUUGGCGCAUCGAAAAACUGCCAGGAUAUAACAUUCUGUGGCUCAGGACCAGUAUCAGAACCAGAGACUAAAGCCGUUUCCAGCUUUGUGGAGAGCAAGAAGGAGAGCAUCGUGUGCUUCCUGACCAUGCACUCCUACGGGCAGCUCAUCCUCACGCCUUAUGGCUACACGAAAAAUAAGUCCAGUAACCACGAGGAACUGAUCCAAGUUGGACAGAAGGCAGCAAAUGCAUUGAAAAAAAAGCAUGGAACCAAUUAUAGAGUUGGAUCGAGUGCAGAUAUUUUAUAUGCCACAUCAGGGUCCUCAAGAGACUGGGCUCGGGACAUUGGGAUCCCCUUCUCAUACACAUUUGAGCUCAGGGACAAUGGUACAUAUGGAUUUAUUUUGCCGGCAGCUCAGAUUCAGGCCACCUGCGAGGAGACCAUGGAGGCUGUGCUCUCGGUCCUGGAUGAUGUAUAUGAGAGAUACUGGAAUUCAGACAGUGCUGGCAAGGUGACACCUGCCACGGUGGUGCUGGGCCUGCUAGUGUCCCUGGUGUCUAUUUUCUGAGUGCAUCCUACUCAGGUCUGCUCAGCCCCAAUUACGAGAACGUGGCUACAGGGGAAGUGUUUGUCGGAAGUUAAGGAGGAAUCAAAUAAUUUAAAGAUACUUUCCAUUUCAAUAAAGAUGAAUCAUGUUUGCA